This is a messenger RNA of Echinococcus granulosus, 576 nucleotides long. RefSeq names its product NFU1 iron-sulfur cluster scaffold. NCBI's taxonomy places the organism in Eukaryota, Metazoa, Platyhelminthes, Cestoda, Cyclophyllidea, Taeniidae. The transcript is spliced from 4 exons. The record is from RefSeq and is a predicted model, not a curated record. Gene Ontology annotation, molecular function: iron-sulfur cluster binding; iron ion binding. Bases 1 to 576 code for a protein of 191 amino acids. Gene Ontology annotation, cellular component: mitochondrion. Gene Ontology annotation, biological process: iron-sulfur cluster assembly.
AUGGAUUUUCAAACCAAAGAGAGCACGGUCAUUUCCCCCUUGGCUAGAAAUCUCUUCCAAAUCGCAGGUGUUGCGGGUGUUUUCCUUGGCCCCGAUUUUGUGACCGUUACUAAAGCUACUGAUGCCGACUGGGUUGUAAUCAAUCCCGACGUAUUUGCUUGUUUGAUGGACUUUUUCACUGCAGGAACUCCUGUUGUUAACGAUGUUUAUGAAGAAGAUGUCGAAGAGGAUGAAAACGAGGAUUCAACUGUAUCGAUGAUAAAGGAGCUCCUGGAUAGUCGCAUCAGGCCAACUGUUCAGGAGGACGGUGGUGAUGUCAUUUUCAUCGACUUCAAAGACGGUGUGGUGUACCUGAAAAUGCAGGGUUCCUGCACCAGCUGCCCCAGCUCUAUAGUUACACUGAAGCACGGGGUGCAAAACAUGCUCCAAUUCUACAUUCCUGAAGUGGAAUCCGUGGAACAGGUGGAAGACCCCGUCUCCCAGGAGGCCUUCGACAAGACUGAGGCUGCCAUUUCUGCUGCCAAUGAAGAGCAGGAGGGACAGUCUACUCCCACUUCCGGGAAGUUAGACCACUAG